UUUAAUAAUUUAACCUUAAAAAGAACAUUGGUUGCGAACCCAUACCCUCAGAAGUCUGUAGGUCAGAAGCAAACGGCGAGAAGAAGCAUCGUGCCGGUGGCAAUGUCGUACGGCGCUAAGCUUCCCCAGGAGUUAGUCUUCGACGUACUCUGUCGACUCCCCGUAAAGUCUCUCUGCCGAUUUAAAUGUGUAUCGAAGUCAUGGCUUACUCUAAUCUCGGACCCUCAUUUCGCCAAAACACACCUGAAUCGAAACAACAACGACAACGAACGCGAGCAACUCCUCCUCAUUUCUGACCAUCUUUACUCAGUCGACUGCGCUGAAGCAUCCACUAAUAAAGAUGCUGUGGUUGCAACGAAGCUGGAUUGUUUUCCGAUUAACGCUCCUGAGGAGUUCGAAAUCUUGGGUUCUUGCAACGGUUUGCUUUUAGUUUGCGAUGUAGACUUCAACAAGUAUUUGCUGAAUCCAACAACUCGAGAGAUCAGGGACUUACCCGAUACCCCUUUUGACCACGAGUCUAUUUGUGGUCACACCAUACUCGGACUUGGGUACGAUUCGGCUGCAGAUGAUUACAAGGUUGUGGCAAUUGAGGCGAGAGAGGAUGCAGAAUAUGAUGAUUGUGAUAAACCCUGUUGUAUCUAUACAGUUGUAAGUGUGUAUUCACUGAAAUCCGAUUCUUGGAGGAAGAUUCAAGAUGUCCCCCACUAUCAUUCUUAUUUCUGCACUAGUUCGUUGGUUCUUGUAAAUGGGUGUCUACAUUGGAAGACUGUCGGGUCUCACGGUUAUUCGUUUGUGAUUGCUGCUUUUGAUGUAACAGCUGAGAAAUUCAGUGAGUUGCAGACACCUAGCUCACUUGAUAUCAGUGGUCUUAAUUUGGUGUUCUAUACUCUAGGAAUUUCCAGAGGGUGUAUCUGUUUGCUUGCACCUCAUGAUAAUGGUACCCAAACUGAUUUUUGGGUGAUGAAGGAGUAUUCUGUGACUAAGUCUUGGACCAAACUUACCAUAUGUGAACCUAGUAUCUACAUGAUGGAACCCUUAUUUUUUCUUGGCGACGAGGAAGUUCUAUCGGAAAAGAAUGGACAUAAAUUGGUUGCAUUCAAUGCUAAAGGGAAAACAUCAAGAAAUAUAGUGGUGCAUGGCAUUCCAGCUAUGUUUAAAGCAGGGAAGACCUAUGUGGAGAGCCUUGUCUCGCCCCAUCACAUCUGUGGGAUUGAUUGCGUUCGUGAAUCAUUGAUUGAAACCUUUGGAGCCACGAGAGAACGAUCAGUGGCAAAAGCAAAAAGAUACAGACUGGAUUUGAGUUCUAGCUCAAGGAGCAUUGAGGCAUCCAAUUGUAUCGCUGAUCGUUUCUUCUCAGAUUUCUUGGAUUGCCUCAAGUCCACUUGGACUCUAGAAACACCAAUUCAUGACAAGGCCUUGAAGAUGCUCAAGGAUCCAUACUGGAGGGAAAGAUUACGCGGUGUGCUUUACGAAAGUGAAAGGAUCUCUUUGCUGGUCACCGGCUCUGGUUGCAGUCCCUCACUGUCUGAGCGAAAAAUGAUUUCGUUGUCACAAGUAGCUCCUUCAGAGGGAGGCCCGAGUGACGGAAAUGAAGCUUUUGGAUGUGUACUUGGUGAGAAUGAUGCCUAUGAACUUGGGCGUUGUAACUGUGCCCAUUGUGCCAAGAUGGCAGCGGCUAUCAAAAGAGCUGAUGAUGCUGAAGAAAGGGGUCGAAAACUUGAAAAGAUGCUUUUGGUGGCAACACAAAAAUUUAAGGAGGCGGAAGAAUUUCGGAACAACAUGGAGCAGCAGAUGCAAGCAUUUUCCUCUUCUGUGGCUGCUGGACAAUCUCUCGAUCUUGUGGAAGAAUUUCGGAACAGCAUGAAUCAACAGAUUCAAGCAUUUUCCUCUUACAUGGCUAAAACAUUUCCUAAUUUCGAUGAAAAGUGAUUGUAAGAUGGUGGUUCUUUGGCUUAACAACGACUAAAUUUUUUUUUUUUUUUUUUUUCCUAGUUGGUACUCAUACACACAUGCCUUCACUGAGACUUAAACUCCUGACCUCUCUUUGAGAAGUAGGAGCUUGGUACCGCUAGGCCACUGGCCUGUUAGUGACAAUGAUUAAACUCUCGUUAGAAAGCAUCUUAUUUUUUGUGGUUCUUUGGUAUAUGCUCAGUAAUUGCUUUGGCAGUUCCUUGGCUUGACAAUGGUAGACUGUUAGAAAGCAUCCUAUUUUUUGUGUUUUUUGGAAUAUGUAUGCUCAGUAAUAGUGUUGGUGGUUUUUUGGUA
Molecule: messenger RNA, 2265 nt
Organism: Cornus florida
Lineage: Eukaryota; Viridiplantae; Streptophyta; Magnoliopsida; Cornales; Cornaceae
Product: F-box protein CPR1-like
Exons: 4
Coding region: 103-1929 (608 amino acids)
Molecular function (GO): protein binding
Source: RefSeq, a predicted model, not a curated record